Molecule: messenger RNA, 1974 nt
Organism: Lampris incognitus (smalleye Pacific opah)
Lineage: Eukaryota; Metazoa; Chordata; Actinopteri; Lampriformes; Lampridae
Gene: mef2d
Product: myocyte enhancer factor 2d
Exons: 12
Coding region: 36-1751 (571 amino acids)
Biological process (GO): positive regulation of transcription by RNA polymerase II; cell differentiation
Molecular function (GO): RNA polymerase II cis-regulatory region sequence-specific DNA binding; protein dimerization activity; DNA-binding transcription factor activity, RNA polymerase II-specific
Source: RefSeq, a predicted model, not a curated record
CCCCCCUCCCCUACUCCCACACACACACCAACAUCAUGGGGAGGAAAAAGAUUCAGAUCCAAAGGAUCACAGACGAGCGCAACAGACAGGUGACAUUCACCAAGCGGAAGUUUGGCCUGAUGAAAAAGGCGUACGAGUUGAGCGUGCUGUGCGACUGCGAGAUCGCCCUCAUCAUCUUCAACCACUCCAACAAGCUCUUCCAGUAUGCCAGCACCGACAUGGACAAGGUCCUGCUGAAGUACACAGAGUACAACGAGCCUCACGAGAGCCGGACCAAUGCCGACAUCAUUGAGGCUCUGAACAAGAAAGAACACCGGGACUCUGAGAGCCCAGACCCGGAGGAGCCCUUCUCCCUCACCCCCCGCACUGAGGAGAAAUACAAAAAAAUUGACGAGGAGUUUGAUAAAAUGAUGCAGAACUAUAGGCUGUCAUCUGCCGUCCCACAGCCUACCUUCUCCAUGCCCGUCACAGUUCCAGUGUCCAACCAGAAUGCAGCGGCAACGGCAGCCCUUCAGUUCAGCAACAACCCAGGUGGGGCCCUGGUCACCACCACCUCAUUCGUCACCUCCACCCUCACAGACCCCCGCCUGCUGUCGCCACAGCAACCAGCUCUGCAGAGAAACACCGUGUCACCAGGGUUACCACAGAGACCAGCCAGUGCAGGAGCUCUUCUCGGAGGCGAUCUGGGGAACUCCAACGGAGCGUGUCCGAGUCCAGUCGCAAACGGCUACAUCAGUGCCAGGGCCUCCCCAGGCCUCCUCUCCGUCUCCAAUGGCAACAGCCUGGGGAAAGUAGUCCCGGCCAAAUCGCCCCCUCCACCCAGCCCUCAGUUGGUCAACAGCCGCAAGCCAGACCUGCGGGUCAUCACCUCACAGAGUGGAAAGAGCCUCAUGCAGCUGACAGAGGAGGAGUUGGAGUUGGUGAGUGAGAAUGCUCAGCGGUUAGGCGGCUCCCAGGUGACGCAGCCGCUCACCACGCCCGUGGUCUCCGUGGCGACGCCCAGUCUCCUGGCACCCUUCUCUGGCAUGCAGACAGCCUACAACACUGAGUACCAGCUGACAAGCGCAGAUCUCACGGCGCUCCAGACCUUCACACCUCCAGGGUUGGUGCCUGGCAACAUGGCCGCCUGGCAACAGCAACAGCAACCAGUCGUAUCUCAGCAACAGCAGCAGCAGCAACAACAACAGCAACUGAGUUUGGCAUCACUUAGCAACCUGGUCAUGUGGGGUGCAGACAAACAGAAUGGGGAGAUGGUUAACUGCAUCUCCAGUUUUGCGGCUAACCUGAGCUUGGCCUCUCAAUCAAACAUGCUGUUUGGCAGAGAGGAAGGCCUCUGCUGGCCGGUAGGACACAUACCUCAGGGUGCCACAUUGACUGUCAACACGAACCCCAACGUCAACAUCAAGUCGGAGCCUGUGUCGCCCAACCACGGCGGCCGCAGCACCCCGAGUGCCACCGGCGGCGGGGGUCAGAGUCUGGGCUCCUCCUCCUACCCGGCCACCCAUCGCCUGGAGCCCGGGGCUCAAGGCCGCUCUCCUGUCGACAGCCUCAGCAGCAACGGGAGCUCGUACGAGGGGAGCGACCGGGAUGAUGGGACCCAGGGCCGAGGAGGAUUGCUGGACUUCCACCACCAGGGCAACACCGGGACCCCGCAGCAAGCCAUGGUCCUCCUGCGGCCCUCCUCGGCCGACCCCCAGGAACCGGACGGAGCCGGCGUGAAGAGAAUGAGACUGGACACCUGGGUCACAUAGAGAGACAGCCGGUGAAGGAAAGGCAGACUGAAGGAUUGCUGAAUUGAUGGACAGAUUGAUGGAGGGAGGGUAGAGAUGUGUAUCUGUGUACCUGCCCCCACCAGCCCUGAACCCUCCACCCCCCGCCCCUCUUUGUCCUUCUUGCUGCCUACUUGCAUACCUGCCAUCUACCUAGUUACCUAACUGUCCAUACAGGAAAUGCUGACCUCACUGUCUCACUCAA